Molecule: messenger RNA, 3094 nt
Organism: Capsicum annuum
Lineage: Eukaryota; Viridiplantae; Streptophyta; Magnoliopsida; Solanales; Solanaceae
Exons: 9
Coding region: 1004-2722 (572 amino acids)
Biological process (GO): protein N-linked glycosylation
Molecular function (GO): alpha-(1->6)-fucosyltransferase activity
Source: RefSeq, a predicted model, not a curated record
CAAGAAUUUAGUGAAUGACAUUACAGGCUACAGCUGGUCGCUGGAUGAUAUAUAUUUCUUCUGGGGCUACAGAUUUACAUGAUUUUUCUUUUUCUUCAGCUGAAAAUUCUAUCUUAUCUCCUCAUGUACUUACUGAUCAUUUUCUGUUUCUUUUUUAGUGUAUCUGGUGAGAGAAAUUUAACAGCUAUUUUCUUCUUCUUUAAAUUAAGCUAUUUUCUUCUUCUUUAAAUUAUCUUUUGCAGACCUUUGAGCGGAAAAAAACAAAAAGAAAAGAAGCACAAAUGUCUGCUUGCAUGGUCUUAUCAUUCUUCUUGAUUAAACAUCUGGUUGUAUCAUUCUUCUUGAUUAAACAUCUGGUUGUAUCAUUGUCUUCUAUCUACCAAUUUGCAACAGUAAAUUAUAUGUCGGUCAGUGAUGAUUGACGUCAUCUCUGGCUCUAUUUCAAUUUCACACAAAAAAAAAAACCUCCUCUUUUAUUGCAGGUAUAUUUCAUUAAUUGGAAUCCACCUCUAUCCUCGAGUGGAUUUCGUAACAAUUUAGCCAAUAUCUUUCCAAGAUCAUCAUUUCUGAAUAAAAUUUUCAGGUUUUUUUCCCUUAAAAAAUAUAGACCUUUCCCGAGUUCCAUCUUAACGAUAGGUGAAAAUUUCAAGUAAGAAUUUGGUUUCUUUAUUUCUGCAUUUCGAGUUUCAUCCAAAUUUCUUUUCGGUAAGACAAGACUUGUAGCUUUUGAAGUUUCCACUUUUUGAUUAAAUUUAUUAUUCUGGAGUGUGGCGUGUUGCGGGAGAGAUGCACCAACUUGCAAGAAAAGUACUAUAUCAAUAACUAUUACUGCGCCUCAUGAAUCAUCAUCACAAACCCUGUUACUCCAAUUAAACUCAUCUAGUAGGAAGAAAAGUAUACCUGUGUUCAAAUAGUUAAAAAGUUGAUUGGGAACGAGCAAAGCAUGGAACACAGAAUUAAAGAUUUCUGAGGUUUGAGUGAUGGUCAUUUGUUGGGGCAAAACAUGGAAGCUUUGAAUCAGAGGUCUCUGGAAAGAGUUGUCUCACAAAGAGCUCUGCAAAUAGGAAGUUCAUUUCCGUGCCGGAUUUGUGUGAUUGGCUUUCUGUGUGGUGUUUGCCUCACCUCUUUACUUCUUGCUGCUCUUACUUCAUUUGGUGCCUUUGAGUUUGGUGCCCUUUCAAUUUCACCUGCAAUUUCUUCUUCAACAAGCCCAACAAGUGGAGAAUGCAAUGUUAAACAAAAGAAUUUAGAAAGGUGGUUCAUUUCCCAAGAAAAGUUAACAGUGGGAGGAGAUGAGAGGGUGUUAUUACUUUACUCAUCUUGGGGUAAUUUAGUGACUCAAUCAGCAAAUGAAGACACUCAUCUUGGUAAAUCCAACUUACCAAAAGCACCUCACUUGGAGGACUGCAAGCUGAGUGCAGAAACAAAUCAACGUCUUGAUAACCGAGUCCAAAAUGACAGCUUCCCUCCAUGGACAAUAUGGAAGGGACAGUUAAAUAACAUCCCGUGGACAGCUGAAGAUGAGCAGCUGCGGUAUUAUAGACAUCAAAUAGUAUCUGAAGGAACUUAUCCUCCCUGGAUCAAGGGCUCAGAUGAAGAGAACUACCCCUUAACGAGGAAGGUGCAACGUGACAUGUGGCUCCAUCAGCAUCCUUUGAACUGUGGUGAUGGAAAUGUGAAGUUUCUGAUAGCUGACUGGGAGAGACUACCUGGGCUUGGUAUUGGUGCCCAGAUAGCUGGAAUGAGUGGUCUUCUUGCAAUAGCAAUCAAUGAGAAAAGGGUUCUUGUUACAAGCUAUUAUAACCGUGCUGACCACAAUGGGUGUAAAGGUUCAUCACGCUCUAGCUGGUCUUGCUAUUUCUUUCCGGAAACAUCUCUGGAAUGCAGAGAUCGUGCUUUUAAGCUCAUGAAACAAAAAGAAGCAUGGGAAAAAGGAAUUAUAACGAUAAAAGAAAACUAUACUUCUAAGGAGAUAUGGUCUGGACGCACUCCAAGGUCAUGGGGAGAACCUUGGAGUUAUUUGCAGCCAACAACAGAUAUAAAUGGAAGUCUAAUUGCGUAUCAUCGCAAAAUGGAUAGGAGGUGGUGGCGUGCUCAGGCAGUGCGCUAUCUAAUGCGGUUUCAUACCGAGUACACAUGCAACCUUCUAAACCAGGAACGACAUGCAGCAUUUGGCUGGGAAGCAGCGAGAAUGGUUCUUGAAAGUCAACAUACAGAUUUUUCCGAGGGAGUAGAGAAGGUGGCCGAACAUGACAUUGAAAAUUUUGUAUGGUCAAGUCAUAAACCUUGGAGUCCUAGGCCAAUACUGAGCAUGCAUGUCCGAAUGGGUGACAAGGCAUGUGAGAUGAAGGUUGUAGGAUUCAAAGAAUACAUGCAUCUUGCUGAGCGCAUAAGAAAGCACUUCCCUGAUCUUAAGAACAUCUGGCUUUCAACGGAAAUGCAGGAAGUUGUAGAUCAAUCAAGACUGUACCCCAAUUGGAUGUUUUACUACACAAAUGUGACGCGCCAAAUGGGUAACAUGACAAUGGCAACUUAUGAAGCUAGUCUUGGCAGGGAGAUGAGCACGAAUUAUCCUCUUGUUAAUUUUUUGAUGGCAACUGAAGCCGAUUUCUUCAUUGGAGCUUUGGGCUCCACUUGGUGUUUCCUCAUAGACGGUAUGAGGAAUACUGGAGGGAAAGUCAUGUCUGGAUACUUGAGUGUUAACAAGGAUCGAUUUUGGUAGCUACACAAUGGAGCUUCUAACUCCAUCUAUGGGUUCAAUCUGAUUAUUCUGGAGAUAAUCUCGUCUCGGAUAAACAUGGAAACAAUACCACGUUUACAAAUGAAAAGAAUUGGCGGAAAAUGCUCUGUUUUCUUAGUUUGAUGUGUGUAUUUUGAAGCGUGAAGAGCCGGUGCAUCAGAAAAGUGCUAGCAUGGUGCUUGGAUGCUAUCAGAUGAGUUCUUGCCUGUAAAUUGUUUAUUGUAAAAAUAAAAUAUGCAGCACUCUUUUCAGAAUUCUAUGUAACUAAUAGCUGUGAAAUAUGAGCAAAUAUAUGAAAUAAUAUAAAACAAGAUAUAUUGAAUAAGAGUUGGAAGGGAGAUAUUUUUUUUCUUC